Sinocyclocheilus rhinocerous is the source of this 2580-nucleotide messenger RNA. RefSeq names its product olfactory receptor C family, v3 (gene olfcv3). Gene Ontology annotation, biological process: G protein-coupled receptor signaling pathway. Gene Ontology annotation, cellular component: plasma membrane. The record is from RefSeq and is a predicted model, not a curated record. The coding region runs from base 1 to 2580 and encodes 859 amino acids. Gene Ontology annotation, molecular function: G protein-coupled receptor activity. The transcript is spliced from 6 exons. NCBI's taxonomy places the organism in Eukaryota, Metazoa, Chordata, Actinopteri, Cypriniformes, Cyprinidae.
AUGCAGGCAUUAGAGAGCAUGACAGUCCUGCUCCCAUGGCUUCUGAUUCAUCAUCUCAGUGCACUCACUCCUGGACAUACUUCAAAAUGUGUCCUGCAAAAUGAUUUUGAGCCAGGCCUUAUGGCAAAUGGAGAUUAUGUAAUAGGUGGUAUUUUUCCAUUGCACUACAAUCAGGAAAUGCCAGACCUUAACUGUACUUACAAACCGGGGCCAGUCAAAUGUAAUGGAUUUGAUCCGAGAGCUUUCCGCUGGGCCCUUACUAUGAAACUUGCUGUAGAGGAAAUAAACAAGCGAGCCGAUCUCCUGCCUAACUACAGUCUGGGUUACACAAUCUUUGACUCAUGUGCAUACCCUCUGACAGGGCAGAGAUCAGCAGUAGCUGUUCUAAAUGGGCCACAUGGGGAAAAUAGUCCUAUGUGUGAAGGUGCUGGUCCACUGCUUGCUAUCAUCGGAGAAUCUGGGUCAGCUCAGUCUAUUGUAGUUUCAAGAAUUUUGAGGCCUUUUGGGAUACCAAUGAUCAGUUAUUUUUCAUCCUGUGCCUGUUUAAGUGACAGGCAAGAAUUCCCCACAUUCUUCAGAGUCAUCCCUAGUGAUGCCUAUCAAGUAAAGGCCAUUGCAAAACUCCUGCUGCAUUUUAAGUGGACCUGGGUAGGAGUGGUACGAGGAGAUCACGAGUAUGGUCGCUUUGCUCUUCAGGGCUUACUGAAGGAGCUGGAGGGUACAGGAAUAUGUGUUGCUUAUCAGGAGAUGAUUCCUCUCUUAUACGAGCGUCAAAGAGCACUGGAAAUCAUUCGUGUCAUGAACCAUUCCACUGCUCGGGUGGUAGUGGUGUUCUCAGCUGAAGGGGAGCUCACACCCUUCUUGAGAGACUACAUGGAACAGAAUGUCACUGGGAUACAGUGGAUUGCUAGUGAGGCAUGGGUUACAGCCUCUGUGUUCACAGGAAGUGAAUAUUACCCUUUCUUGGGAGGGACCAUAGGAUUUGGUAUACGACAGGGCCAAAUCCCUGGGUUAAGACAGUAUCUCACAACAGUCAAUCCAGAAAAGUACCCCUCAAAUCCUCUGGUUCACGAGCUGUGGGGGGCUUUAUAUGGCUGCUCCCCCUCCAGUUCCAGCUUGAAUAAUCAUCUGCCCUCCUGUACAGGGAAGGAGACUCUAAGGGUGCAGCACUCUGCCUAUUUUAACACUUCCAGCCCCCGCAUUUCCUAUAAUGUUUAUAAAGGAGUCUAUGCCAUUGCUUAUUCCCUGCAUAAUCUUAUUCACUGUACACCUGGAAAAGGGCCAUUUAGUAACUCCACAUGUGCAAACUUGCGCAGUGUCUACCCAUGGCAGUUACAGCAGUAUCUACAAGAGGUGUCAUUCACUAUUUCAGGAGAGACAGUGAAGUUUGACAUGAAAGGCGAUUCUAUUCCAUCUUAUGACCUUAUAAACUGGCAGAGGGGCUCAGCUGGAAAUAUUGAGUUUGUUAAUGUGGGCAUGUUUGACGGUGCACAAGAAUCUGGCCAAGAACUGGUCAUCCAGGAGAAGGCUAUCAUUUGGCCCGGCCAUCAGACUGAGGUGCUGGUGUCUGUGUGCAGCAACAGCUGUGCUCCAGGAUUCAGGAAAGCUGUCCGCCGUGGCCAGCCUUUGUGCUGCUUUGACUGUGUACCAUGUGACAGUGGCAAAAUCAGUAAUAAGACAGAUUCAGUAGAGUGUAUGGCCUGUUCUGAAGAUUACUGGUCAAAUGCUGAUGGAACAGUGUGCAUUCCAAAAGUGGUCGAAUUCCUGUCCCAUGAUGCAAUGGGAUUGACCCUAACAGUAAUAGCUUUAGUUGGGGCGUGCCUAACUUUAGCUGUGUUUGCUGUAUUUCUCUAUUACAGAAACACUCCUGUAGUACGCAUAAAUAACUCAGAACUCAGUUUUUUCAUUUUGUUAUCGCUGACUCUAUGUUUUCUAUGUGCUUUGGUGUUUAUUGGGGAACCUACAUCCUGGUCCUGCAUGCUGCGGCACACUGCCUUCAGCAUCACUUUCUCUCUCUGCAUCUCCUGCAUCCUGGGCAAGACUUUGGUGGUUUUGGCAGCUUUUACAGCUACCCGUCCUGGAAACAAUAUAAUGAAAUGGUUGGGCCCCACACAGCAGAGAAUAAUCAUCUUCUGCUGCACUCUGGUCCAGGUGAUCAUAUGUACUGCUUGGCUUGUAGCAUCCCCUCCUUUCCCCUAUAGAAACACUAAAUAUACACAGUCCAAGAUCAUCCUGGAUUGCAGUGUGGGCUCUGAUCUGGCCUUCUGGUGUGUGCUGGGAUAUAUUGGCCUUUUGGCUUGUGUCUGUUUUUUUCUGGCUUUUCUGGCCCGGAAGUUGCCAGGCAAUUUUAAUGAGGCCAAAUACAUCACCUUCAGCAUGCUUAUAUUUUGUGCAGUGUGGCUAGCAUUUGUACCUGCAUAUGUCAGUUCACCUGGUAAAUUUACAACUGCUGUGGAAAUUUUUGCCAUUUUAGCUUCUAGUUUUGGUCUCCUCUUCUGCUUGUUUACCCCCAAGGUUUAUAUAAUUUUAAUAAAGCCUCAGAAAAACACCAAACAACAUCUAAUGGGAAAAGACAAAUAA